GGGGUCCAUGUUCAGAUCCGGCACUUUGGGUACGUUGGGGAUGGAGCUGGGGAAGUUGGGGGAAUGUCUGAAGUUAGUUGUUUGGGAUGUGAGUGGGGCUGGGGAAUGUUUGGGGCUGAGGUUUGGGCUGCACCCGGCACUUCACCAGGGUGUCCUGUGUCUUCCUUGGAAAACCUGGUCCUGCUCUCUCUGCCCCCGUGAGAUCUUCCUCGCUGAGGCUGAACUGUAUCUGGCAAGAAAAUCGGAGUCCCAGGAGGCACUGGGAGAGCAUCUGACCUGUCUACAAAAAGCCGAGGAGGAGCGGCAAAGCGCGGAGCUGCUGAAACAGACUGAAGCCGAGCGGCAGAAGAUCAUUGCGGAGUGGAAGGAGCUGCGAGGGUUUCUGGAGGAGCAGGAGCAGCUCCUGCUGUCCCAGCUGGAAGAGCUAGCCAGAGCCAUUGUCAAAAGAAGGGAUGAAGGUGUCUCCAGACUGUCUGGGGAGAUUUCCCUGCUCUCAGGGAAGGGGCAGCGGCAGCCGAGGAGCCAAUCCCCACAGGGUGCGGGAUGCACUGAGAGCAGGGAGGAUGGGCCGUUUCAGAAGCCAGAGCCGGGGUUUGUGGAGCUGGAGAAGAGACUCAGCGAUUUCUCUCUGAAAAGUGCCAUCCUGCAGGAGGUGCUGCUGGGAUUCAAAGAGACUCUGCGACUGGAGCUGGAGAACAACACAGGGUUUCCAGUUUCCAAACCUGAUGAUGUCUCCCAGCUGGAACAAGGGGAAGAGCCAUGGGUCCGGGGUCUCCAGGACUCAGAGGAAAGAGAGAUCCAGGGAGGUGCCUGCAGGGCAGGUGAAGGGACAGUAAGUAAGAACAAGCAGGAGAAUCCUCAGCAGAAAGAUCACGAGCAAGAGGAACCACCCGGGAUAUUUUCAGAAAGAUUUGAAGGGAAUGUUCACUGGAGUUGUGAGCGGAGAAAAGGUCAUGAGAGUCAGCACUGGCCAGAGAGGCAGCUGGGAAAACAGCCGGGGGAUUGUCGGGGAAGUGGCAAGGACCUCCAGGAAACAGCAGCCCAGCAGAGAAUCCCCACAGGAGAGAGAAAAAACACCUGCACUGAGUGUGGGAAAACCUUCAGUAGUCGCUCAAACCUUAUUACACACUGGAGAAUCCACACCGGGAACAGACCAUAUAAGUGCUCCGAGUGUGGGAAAAGCUUCAAUCAGCGUUCAAACCUUAUUAAACAUUGGAGAAUCCACACGGGAAAUAGACCCUUUAAAUGCCAUGACUGUGGGAAAAGCUUCACUGACAGCUCAAACCUUACUCAGCAUCAGAGAACCCACGUGGGGGAGAGACCCUACAGGUGCUCGGAGUGCGGGAAAAGCUUCACUCGGAGCUCAGACCUUAUUAGACAUGAGACAAUCCACACGGGAGACAGACCCUUUAAAUGCUCCAAGUGCGGGAAAAGUUUCAACGACCGCUCAAACCUUAUUACGCAUCAGAGAACCCACAUGGGGGAGAGACCUUAUAGGUGCUCAGAGUGCGGGAAAAGCUUCAGUGUGAGUUCCAGCCUUAUUACACAUUGGAGAAUCCAUACAGGAGAGCGACCCUAUGAAUGCUGUGAGUGCGGGAAAAGCUUUACUCGGAGCUCAGACCUUAUUAGACAUGAGACAAUCCACACGGGAGACAGACCCUUUAAAUGCUCCAAGUGUGGGAAAAGCUUCAAUGAUCGCUCAAACCUUAUUAGACAUCAGAGGAUCCACAAAGGACAGUAGACCCACUGACUAGGGCUGGCCAAAGAUACUCUUGCUAAUUCCCACAUAGAGACCUUUAAGGCUGUUUGCACCAGUUGUGUUACCGCAGUCUCUCAGCUGCCCCACUUUUGCCUUUUGCAGCUCACCCUUUGGGGUGAAUCGCAGGGCCCCUUCUAUCAGCUCUUUUGUCCUGGUAGUGGAGGGAAUGGUAUGCCUCACCUGCCAGGAAUGUCCAUCAGCCCCGGGUGGGGAGAUAGGGGUGACCUCGACUAGCUACACUGAGAUAUAACCUACCUAGGCCGUGUCUCCACUAGGAUUUUCCACGGAGAUAAUUAGCUCAGGUUAAGUAUCCUGAUGUAAAACAUAACUAUUCUUGCAGUGCAGCCAUAGCCCACAGUGGCAAGCAUUAUCUAGCAUGUUCCUCCUUGAUCUGACUUAACCUCCAUCACUUUUCGUAGCCUAGACAAACCCUGGGCAUCACGGUCCCCCACGGUCAGCAGAGUGAUUGUGAGAGGCAUUGAGUUCCCCCUUGGGGACAGAUUGGAUAUGUCUACACUCCAAAAACUCCUGCAGUAGCAAGUCUUAGAGCCUGCCUGGGUCUACAUGCGUGGGCGUAAGCUACAGAUCUAAAAAUAGCCAAGGAAACAGCUGAGGCUGGAGCUUGGGCUCUGAAGCCUGGGGACGGGGCGUUUAGCACUGUAGCAUGAACUGCUACUUCUGUGCUUUUUUCUGCUAAACUGGGAUUGUGGCUGAUGGGAAGUUUGGCUAUUUUUCUCCAUUACAAUGAUGCUAAAACUUCUGAAAAUAUCAUGAUUCAAAAAUAAUGAGAUGGUGCUGAGUGAAGCACAUUUUGGGUGGAUCAGAGGACAACAAAAUGGGAGAAUCUGUUGUCCUGAUUUGAGUCAUCGGAUAUAGCCUGCUCUGGAAUUUUAGUUUAUAUGAAACUAAAAGUGUCUUAUACCCCUUGGUAUUGUCAGUUUCUCUCUCUUUCCUGAAGACCAUUUAAUCACAUAACUGGAUGGCAGUUUUGUGAAACAGAACAUAGCUCAGAUUUAGUGGGGACUUUGAGACAAAUGACCAUUGGCUAAAAUAGUCAUUUCUUUCUUUUUGUUUUUUCCUUGCCCUUCCGUGAUGAUGUGGCCCAAGGGGGAUGUUCACAUGCAGUUCAGUCAUCAGGAGAGGUCACGCUUCAACCUACUGGUCAUGCUACCAUGGAAACAGUAGUGUUUUAAAAUCUCCACUCUGAGAUGGUAAAUAACAGCACACCCCAAUCUGUGCAGCUAACUGAAGUAACUGACUACAAUCACACCCAUGUUCAGCUGGUUAAGGCGGUAUCGUUUCCAAUGGGCUGGGAAGAGAAUUGCAGAGUAAGUGACUUGGAACUAGGGAAAAUAACCGUAUAUGUGGUUCCCAAAGUCGUCGUGGCCCAGGCCCUUCACAUUACUUUUGAAGAUGUUUCCUUCCUAAUCAGGUGCAUGUUGCCUAUGUUUUGGGAAACACUGUCCCCAUCUGUGUGGACGUGGAGAAAAUGGAAGUGGCAUUUUUGCUGAACUUGCCCUUUGUGCAGGUUGCAAACGUGUAUAAAAUGAACUCAGUGUUGAGUGUGAGGUAGUUGUGGAAUGGUGAUUGUUGAACAGAUGCCCCACUUCUGGUGGCUUGCAGGGAUUCUGAUGCAGUCCCUAAUUUAGACCUGUGCCAUCAGAUUAAAGAAACAAAUUGGACAUGUUUGGAGAAGUCUUUCCUCAAUAACACUACUGAGAUUUUGGGUGGUUUGGUAAAGGAUUCUACUCCAGAGAAGUGUAAAUUUACCCUGAUCAAGGCCAAGGAUUUGGCAAGCACUCAGUAAUAGCAGGUACCACUGGUUGGUUUUCAUCCCAGGGAGGGACUCUACGGUGGUCUAUAGCCCAGGUAAAACUAUGUUAAGAACACCUUUCCCUAGGUUAAUGGCAUUGAGUAAGGUCCCUGAGGAUGCCAUAGUUAAACUGGGAACAAUUGUCCAUUACCAUUUGGAGCCAAAGUUUCAAGAGGCAAAGAAAGAAGCCUUCAAAGGACAUUCCUUCCUCAUGGAUCCCAGUCUGGCUCCCUUGGUAGACAACAAGGACUUUCAUGCUGUGUAAGUGAUGAUAACCAAUGAGGGAAUAGAUGUGUCAGAUUCCCAAGUGUAGACAGCCAGAUACAUAAAUGUUGAUUCUCUGCUUUUGUCUCUUAGUUUUGCACGUGUGUUUUGUGCAUCACUUCUCCUUCACGUCCUGCUAAUUUGAAAGAUUAGAAAGUGUGAAAAUAGAGUAGAGGUGUUUGUUCUCAUGAUGCAGACCUUCCCAUAUAGUGUGAGACCCCUUUUACCAACACUGAUAGCAGAAGACCAAGAGAUAAAUGAAUUCAAAGAAGUGGAAGACACCUAUGUUGACACAGAAUGCAAUUUUACCUGGGAUUCACUUGGUAGAACUGGAAAUUAAGAGAAAACUAACACAUAUAAGAUUUUGUAAUCUUUGAAUAUGUUAUUGUUACCAAUGAAAAUGAAAUUAAACAUGAAGUUAAUUAUU
Messenger RNA from Chelonia mydas (Green sea turtle), 4263 nucleotides. RefSeq names its product zinc finger protein 586. Bases 8 to 1741 code for a protein of 577 amino acids. Lineage: Eukaryota; Metazoa; Chordata; Testudines; Cheloniidae. Gene Ontology annotation, molecular function: RNA polymerase II cis-regulatory region sequence-specific DNA binding; DNA-binding transcription factor activity, RNA polymerase II-specific. The transcript has 8 exons. Gene Ontology annotation, biological process: regulation of transcription by RNA polymerase II. The record is from RefSeq and is a predicted model, not a curated record.